AUGGAGCUGCCGGGGGCCCUGCCGCUCGGCGAGCUCGCGGCCGCCUUCGCCACCAUCCCCGUCUUCCCGCUCUUCGACCUCGCCUACUACAUCGUCUCCGUGCUCUACCUCAAGUACGAGCCAGGAGCUGUGGAGAUGUCUCGGAGAAGCCCGUUUGCCUCCUGGCUUUGUGCUAUGCUGCACUGCUUCGGAAGCUACAUACUUGCUGAUCUGCUGCUUGGAGAAUCCCCUCUUCAUUAUUUCAGCCAUCACUCCAGUGUUGUCCUGGCCACGGCGGUCUGGUACUUGAUGUUCUUCUGUCCCAUGAACCUCUUCUACAAGUGUGUCAGCUUCCUGCCGAUGAAGCUCGUCUUCGUGGCGAUGAAGGAGGUGGUCAGAGUCCGCAAAAUUGCAGCGGGGGUCCACCACGCUCACCACCACGGCUGCUUUGUUAUGAUGGCCACGGGAUGGGUCAAAGGUUCUGGUGUUGCUUUGAUGUCCAACUUUGAGCAACUUUUGCGUGGGGUCUGGAGGCCAGAAACGAAUGAAAUUCUUCAUAUGUCCUUCCCUACAAAGGCUAGUCUGUAUGGCACGUUCCUCUUCACUCUGCAACAGACUCACUGGCUCCCCAUCUCUGAAGCCAACCUUAUCUUUUUUUUCACCAUGUUCAUGAUAGUUUGCAAGGUUUUCAUGACCGCCACUCACUCUCACGCCUCACCUUUUGCUCCUAUUGAAGACUUCAUCUGCCCAGUUUUCUUUGGCUCCAUUGCUAGUGGACAUGCAGGUCAUCACCACGACCACCACGGGGCUUCGCAUGACGUCUCCCAUCCGCCACCUCCUCCUGCAAAGUCUAAAGAGGAGCUAAAUGAAGGCACAAGGAAAAGGAAAGCAAAAAAAGCCGAGUAAAAGAAACGACUGCACAGUAAAUAGGUCAAGAAAAUUCUUCCAGAGCUGCAUCUCGGAGCCACCUGUGACCUCAUUUAUCCUCCAGUCCUUUUCUCKGAGACUUCAGAGAAGAGGUGGAAGCCAGGACACUGCCAGGCAGGUCCCUGAAUUACAUCUGUGCUCUCUGCUGCUUCUUGCUACUCGGUCUGUCUCUCUAUUCUGUGCUUAUUUUAAGAGAUUUGUAGAUUUGUGCCAGGAUGAUACUCGGGUGCCAGUUCCCAAAUUGCCAGCAAUUAUGAUGCAGCGUUUUCAGCUGAUGUGAAACCUUUCACUGUAUUAAUUUUUGAAUGGAGAUAGUGGUUUGUGCUCCUGUAACUCAAUAGAUUCCUUUGAGUUUUCAAUGACCUUCUUGAAGUCUGCCAAAACAGCAAACUGUUUAGACACUAAUUCAUGUGGAAAUUGGAUUUUCCUACUCAAGGAAAUUAAAUCGUCUCAUAUGAACCUGAUCUAAUUUUCUUAGCUCCCCCGUCUGCAGUAUCUCCAGUUAAUGUGACAUUUUAUAUGCAAUAAGGACAUCAACUGGUGUCCUGGCCAAAUUCCACUUUGGGUAAUUGCCUUCUCAUCUAAAUUCUCCCUGAUUCUUAAUAGAUAUAACAUUAUAUAUUUCUUAGCUAAAUCUUUGUUUGCAAAGGCUUUGAAGCUGCAAAAUGCUCUAAGUGGUAUGUAUUGUUACUCCAAACUGUUGUGUAGUGUUGCUGCACAUUGUUAGCAAUUGUGUCCCACCUCAAACAUCACUGUCUUUAUCUGAGGAAGAAGCCUGGUUUAUGAUCCAGUGGGAUACAUGAAGUGUGUGUAAGUGUACAUGAGUAUUUAUUACUAUUUAUUUGUAUUUGUCAGGGUGCCAAAUUAAUGGACCCGAAAAUGGCUUUUUAAAAAAGCUUUGCAUCUUUGUGUACAGAAUUGAACACUUCUAAGUAAGGUCUUAAACCCACAGCUACGUGCUGGCUUGUGCUGGAGAUCAGCCUUAACUUCUUUCCUCGCCACAGAAAGGAGUAUUUUCCAUAUUCUUAAAAUAACAUUAAAAGGCCCAAAACGGGGAUUGUGCAACAAAUGGAUUAAAAUUACUUUUAAGGACUGAUAAGAGAACACCAGCUGAAGAAACAGUAUCCUUUGUAUGUCCCUUCUAGUAAAACUCUGACCUCUGGGAGGGGCUGUGCCUGGUGAAGGAGAAUAUCAAGUGUCUUACAAGGCUCAGGGAAGGCUUAGGAAUAUUGACUUUUAGACUUGUUUCAAACUGUUUGUAAUGAUUUUAUGUUUAAAAG
Nothoprocta perdicaria is the source of this 2186-nucleotide messenger RNA. It is a transcript of the gene TMEM38A, whose product is annotated as transmembrane protein 38A. Bases 1 to 885 code for a protein of 294 amino acids. NCBI's taxonomy places the organism in Eukaryota, Metazoa, Chordata, Aves, Tinamiformes, Tinamidae. The record is from RefSeq and is a predicted model, not a curated record. Gene Ontology annotation, molecular function: identical protein binding; potassium channel activity. The transcript has 6 exons. Gene Ontology annotation, biological process: potassium ion transmembrane transport. Gene Ontology annotation, cellular component: membrane.